CUUGAAUAAAUUUGCAUAUACGUAGUUGAUAGAAACACUUGAUGAAGUUUCGAUAAUUUACUUAAUCCUAAUCCUAUCCCUUCGUGCAAAAAUUGUGUAACAAAAAAAGUACAAUAGAUUGCAGACCUGGAGAGAUGAUUGACAGCUGCUCCUCCUGAAACCCAGAAUGCCAGUGGUGCCAGUGGGCGGGGCAUCCUCCUCCCACCAUGUCGUACCUGUCGCACUGACCUGUUCCUGGCUGCUCCUGCUCUUCCAUGCCGCCUUUGGUCAGAAACCAGCUAAGCUGCCACUGAUUGGCCGGAAACCCUUCAUCGCCGCCUGGAACGCCCCACUGGACAUGUGCAUCAUCAAGUACAACAUCACCACUAACCUUGACCGCCUCUUUCACAUUCAUGGGAGCCCACGAGCUGACUGGACGGGCCAGAACGUCACCAUCUUCUACGCAAACCGGCUGGGCUAUUACCCCCACUACACGCCACAGGGCGUUGCUGUGCAUGGCGGCCUGCCGCAGAACUGCAGCUUGGACCAGCACCUGUUCAAGGCCUACCAGGAUAUUAACCACUUUAUCCCCGCAGAGGAUUUCCGUGGCCUGGCCGUCAUUGACUGGGAGUUCUGGCGGCCUCAGUGGAGUCGUAACUGGCACAAGAAAGACAUCUACCGCCGCAUGUCGAGGGAACUGACCGCCAAGGCGUAUGUCAAUGUAACGGUGGCACAGGUGGAGGAGUUGGCACGGCGGCGGUUUGAAAAGAGCGCCAAGGUGUUCAUGCAGAGGACUAUCCAGCUGGGGACACGCCUUCGCCCCAAUGCCCUCUGGGGUUUCUACCUGUACCCGGACUGCCACAACUACAACCUGCAUGAGCAGAACUACACAGGCUUCUGCCCACAGCAGGAGAGGUGGAGGAACGACGAUCUGGCGUGGCUGUGGAACAGCAGCACGGCGCUCUUCCCCUCUGUGGCGAUCAGGAAAAGUCACACCAACAGCAUCAGCAACCUGCACUUCUCCCAGCACAGGAUCCGAGAGUCGCUCCGCGUGGCCUCGUUGACCUCCAAAGAGUACGACCUCCCCACCUACGUGUACCUGAGGCUGGGCUACCGAGACGAGGCCCUGGCCUUCCUCACAGCAAAAGACUUGAUCCACACUAUCGGGGAGAGUGCUGCUCUGGGAGCUGCAGGAUUCGUCAUUUGGGGAGACCUAAACCUGACCUCGUCCAGGCAUAACUGCACCAAGGUUAAAUCUUUCCUCAAACACCGCCUUGGCAAGUACAUCACCAACGUGACGCGCGCAGCCGAGGUCUGUAGUGACUUCCUGUGCCAGGGGAAUGGCCGAUGCGUCCGCCGGGACCCCCUCGCCCGCCAUUACCUCCACCUGAGCGCAGAUAGCUACCGCAUCCAGCUCUCCGUUGAUGGGGACUUUGCAGUCAGUGGGUGGCACUCACAGCACGAGAUGCAGCUGCUGACUGAGAGGUUUCGCUGCCACUGCUACGAAGGCCAUGAGGGCGAGAGCUGCGACAGCAUCAACAAAGUGAGGGAGGAUGAUGGGCCAUGGAGGGAGGAGGAGGAUGAGCAGGAGAGGCGGAGGACAGAGUGGGAGGAUGAGCAGGAUGAACCGUGGGAGGGAGGGGAGAGUGAGGCGCCACUGACCUGCUACAGCCUUCACCUGAUGUUGUUGACGCUCCUGUUGAACAUAUCGUUAGUAAAGACAGUCGUAUGACACACAGACAGUAUGUUGUUUUUUAAUUUAAAAUGAAGACUGGUCUUUAGCUGGAUUUAAACCCAGGACUGUUUCACCCUCUUCAAAUGACCUUUUUUUGUUUAAUAUCAGCGAAUCUAGUGAUAGUUUUUUACUAAACAAUUAUCAUUUCAGCCUGGUUCCAGACCACUGAAUCACUUCCCACAUCUUAGAUUUGUUCAGUGGUUCAAAUAAGUCUGGUGCUGUGCUCAUGAACGGCUGUUUCUCUUGCCCUUUGAGAUUUAAAAUCUGAAAAUGACAUAUUUCUUUGAUAUACAUGACAGCCAACAUGAACGCAAUGUCAACAAAAAUAAUAAAGGGAAAAAUACAAUUUUAAUUUAGUCUGAAUAUCAGGCAAUACAAUAAGUUAGUCUUUAAAAUGUCAUAAGUCAUUCUUUAAACUACAAUUUUUUACUCUGGUACUGGUAAUGUAAUCCAUUACUAAUCCAUUACUAGUGGCCAUUAGAGGAACUUCAGCUGAUCAACACUGAUCUCACACAUUAACUGAGGUCUCAGCUGAGAUCACUGCUCAGUGGAACAGAAACUGUUCAAUGUGAAAAGAAGAAACAGCUUUUUUUUCUCUGAGAGCUGCUGUGUUGAAAAGUAAUAUGUGCAACAACAACAAAACAAAAACGUGACAAUUCCUUUAUAAAGGAGUGUGAUGGCACUUUACAUGACACAGAGGUUUGGCAUGUUGACAGAUGAGGCUUUGGUUAAUUGUACAAACAGGUGAAAUGUAUUUGACUUCUGCUAAAAUCUGCACUGCCUCUUUUUCCAACAACUCCAUCUGUUCUUUCAGGAAUGUUAAUUAGUAACUGUAAAUACUGUUUGUUAAACUGUGGACUGAGUCACAUUCAGUAAAGAGAAGGUUUCACGUGAUGAUCAUCCUGCGUCACUGCAGAGCUGAGGAGCAGAUCACAGGGAUCACAUUCUUCCUAUUUUUAAAAGCUUCAUGGUUCAAUAGAAUCACAGUAAACUCUGGCUUGCUGCAGGACGAUCCUCCAGCAAAGCUUUUCAAUGCAAACUAAAAGGUGCUUAUAUUAUCUAUCACACAGCCAUAUUUAGGAAAAUAAUCACAAGUGGUCUGUAGUGUUUUUGAAGAUUUAAGAAUUGGGGUUGCUUUAUUUCUAAGGUUAUGAAGUUCAUUUUUUUUCUCAACAAUAAGCUGUUAUUUUACUUGACAUUAUACAUGAAGUGUGUAUUUUUUGUACUGUUGCUUACAUUAUACUCUUGAAGUAAAGCUUGUCAGAAAACACCUCAUAGUUGAGCCUGUUGGAACGUGGCGUGCACAUGUUGUAGGUGCUUUUGAUUUCAUAAUAUUGUGUAUCUGUAUCUCUUCUAAAUAGUUAUAAAUAUAGGGGAUCGGGUUUGUUUUUCAAUGACUGUAUAGGCUGACGUUACUACAUCUCAGUUUGGAGGACAACAAACUAUAUUUAGUUUUGAUGAUAUCUCAUUUUGUUGUGGCUGAGUGGACUCAUUAGUUAUGUCUUUGAAGCUGAUGUACAGUGCUGUAGGCAUGACGAAACACUGAACAGGAUGUAAAAGAUGGCACAUAUUUUAUCUGAAUACAUGACUCAGUGGCUCUCUCCCUUUCUGUUCAAACCAAAGUGGAAACAUAGAGCAGUAAAUAAAGUGGUAUAGACCUGGGCCCGUAUUUAUCAAGCUCCAUCAAUUCUCAGCACUUAAGACUAAAAAGGCACUUUGAGAAGCUUGAUGAAUACCGCCUGGUCUAAUCGAAUGAAGGUUGAGUCUCUGUAACUUUCUGGUCUUUUAAGUGAAACAUGUAGCUUCAGUCAUCUAACAUCCUGGUUCCUGGUUUAAGGUGAAUCACCCAUUUAAGUACUUUCAUCUCAAAAAAGCCUUUAGGUGAAGUUCAGGUUUCAUGAUGCAGUAACUGUUUCCUGCACUUACUGUGUUUUUUAAAUUAAGAUUGUAAACCAAAAAUGCAACAAGGACUAUGCAAUGCGAAAAAUGUUAGCUGAAUGUAAAUGCACUGCAAAUAAAGAGUUUUCCUCAGUCUUUUCUCUUUGCUGUUU
Molecule: messenger RNA, 3765 nt
Organism: Micropterus dolomieu (smallmouth bass)
Lineage: Eukaryota; Metazoa; Chordata; Actinopteri; Centrarchiformes; Centrarchidae
Gene: hyal4
Product: hyaluronidase-4
Exons: 4
Coding region: 167-1711 (514 amino acids)
Biological process (GO): carbohydrate metabolic process; hyaluronan catabolic process
Molecular function (GO): hyalurononglucosaminidase activity
Source: RefSeq, a predicted model, not a curated record